Messenger RNA from Exophiala aquamarina CBS 119918, 612 nucleotides. RefSeq lists its product as uncharacterized. NCBI's taxonomy places the organism in Eukaryota, Fungi, Ascomycota, Eurotiomycetes, Chaetothyriales, Herpotrichiellaceae. The record is from RefSeq and is a predicted model, not a curated record. Gene Ontology annotation, molecular function: carbon-nitrogen ligase activity, with glutamine as amido-N-donor. The transcript is spliced from 2 exons. Gene Ontology annotation, cellular component: mitochondrion. Bases 1 to 612 code for a protein of 203 amino acids.
AUGACGGCCUCGACCCGCGCACCUAGUCUUCUCCUCAACCCCGCGAAAUACAUCUGCACUCGAUGCGUCUAUCGAAAUUCCCUCGCCAGUUUGCGAUGGUCCUCCACUGAAGCAUCCUCCCCUCCACCACUGCUGAUCAAGAUCAAAGCCGAUCUCAAGGCUGCUAUGCGUGCAAAAGAUGCUCCAAGGCUCGCCGUCCUCCGUGGCACCAUUUCCGAGAUCAAUCAGCUUGCCAGUGGAGAUCGUCCUGUGAAUAGUGACAUGCAGAUCCUGGCUUUGUUGAAGAAACGAAAAUCAGCAACAGAAGAAGCUGCUGCGGAGGCCAAGCGAGUCAAUCGUCCAGACUUGCAGGAAAAGGAGGAACAGCAGUUGGCCGUCAUAGAGGAAUAUGCCAGCAGCAUAUCCUUGAUGGAUGUCGCUGCAAUGAGGCAGGUGGUGAGGUCUGAGAUUGAGACAUUGAGGUCUUCCGCGACUCAGGACCAGUUGAAGCCUGGCAUGGUCAUGAAACAUUUACUGGCAGACGAUGGGCCGUUGGGUGGUAAGGCUCUCGAUAAAGCCAAGCUAGCCGAGCUGGUGCGAGAGGAGUUGAUGAGCAACCAUCAGAAUUCCUAG